AAAACUUAAAUUUGUGAUUGCCUUAUGUCUAUGAAUUUAUUAAAAAUUUAAUUUCGUUAAGUGUUUUGUUUUUUCGUGAUAUUAUUUUUUAGUUCAACUUUUUCUUGAUAUGAUUAUUCAUUAUUUAUAUAGGGAAUAGAGUUUUUUAUUUUUUAUUUUGCAAUCAUAGAGUUUUACCAUAGACGAACGCCUUUUAUUCGUCGUGGCGAACGAAACCCUAAUCAUCACUUCUCCACUUUUGUUCGUCAUCCUCUUCAAAAUUUCUUCAAUUUGAUUCUGCAAUUUCCUUUAUCUCUCUCUGGAUUAAGUUUCAAUUUCUUCUUAGCCCGCCAUGGAUGCUCAGCGAGCUCUGUUGGACGAACUAAUGGGCGCAGCUCGUAAUCUGACAGACGAAGAGAGAAGAGGGUUCAAGGAGGUUAAGUGGGACGAUAGAGAAGUAUGUGCAUUCUAUAUGGUUCGAUUUUGUCCUCAUGACCUCUUUGUUAACACGAAAAGCGAUCUUGGAGCAUGCUCGAGAAUUCAUGAUCCAAAGUUGAAAGAAAGCUUCGAGAACUCUCCGAGGCAUGAUUCCUAUGUGCCUAAAUUCGAGGCUGAGCUUGCACAGUUUUGCGAGAAGUUGGUGAAUGAUCUUGAUAGGAAAGUUAGGCGUGGGCGAGAACGUCUUGCACAAGAAGUUGAACCGGUUCCACCACCUUCUCUAUCAGCAGAGAAAGCUGAACAAUUGUCUGUCUUGGAGGAGAAAGUUAAGAACCUUUUGGAACAAGUGGAAGCACUUGGUGAAGAAGGCAAAGUGGAUGAAGCUGAAGCGCUAAUGAGGAAGGUGGAAGGGCUAAAUGCUGAGAAGACAGUGUUGUUACAACGACCAACUGACAAGGUACUCGCGAUGGCUCAGGAGAAGAAGAUGGCAUUGUGUGAGGUUUGUGGUUCAUUUCUUGUGGCUAAUGAUGCAGUAGAAAGAACACAGUCUCAUGUCACUGGAAAGCAACAUGUUGGCUAUGGCUUGGUUCGGGAUUUUAUUGCUGAACAAAAAGCUGCUAAAGAUAAAGGAAAGGAAGAAGAAAGACUAGUAAGAGGAAAAGAAGCAGAUGAUAAGAGGAAACCAAGGGAGAAGGAAAGCGAGAGUAAGAGGAGUGGUUCUAGUGAUAGAGAAAGAUAUCGUGAUCGAGACCGAAACAGAGAUGGUGACAGACACAGAGACCGUGGUAGAGAUUAUAGAAAGCCUUAUGACAGGAGAUCGAGGAGUGGGAGAGAGGACCGAGAUCGAAGCAGGUCACGAUCUCCUCAUGGAAGGUCUGGUCACAGAAGGGUGUCGAGAAGCCCCAUUCGCCAAUACUAGUUUGAGACCCUCGUGGAAGGUCUGGUCACGAAAGGGUGUUGAGAAGCACCAUUUGCCAGUACUAGUUUGAGAUAAGGUGUUGUCACUAUGUCUUGGGGCCAGGAACUUUGCAAAUUAAUGAGGUAGACAAUGUGAUACCCCCUUUGGUUUCAUAAGCAUGUGUUGUCUUUUGGAACUUCCUUGUUAAAAUUUAUGGAUAAAAUUUGUCUUUCUACCGGAUCACAGCUAUUCUAAGAGUUUGAGACCUUACCGAUUCUCCUUCAUCGGUUAUUUGUUAAGAGGUCAAAAGCGUUGAGGUAGGUAUUACCCGUAAAACUUUUACAUUUUCAUUGUAUUUCUCGAUACUUGAGAUGCUAUAGCGUCAUUUUAUUUUAUUUUUGUCUUUUGGUACACCAUUUCAAGUUUGAUAUACCUUUCUGAUUUAAAGAAUACAGAAUCGGGAUUGUUGGGAUCGAAUGACACGAAUCUAUUUGAGGUAACAAAUAUACAACAGAAGUCAUCCUUAAUAGAAGUUUUGGGUUUUGAAUUUGGUUUAUUUUCUUCGAGUUCUCUGUCUGCACUUAGGUGUAUACACAGAAGGAAUGAUAAUCUUUGGCUUUGGGGUUAGGUAUAACUGUUGCAUUUCUUGGAAUCUAGCCUUCAAUGGAUUGGUCUGCAUGAUAUCUGAUUUCUAUCGGGUAAACUCACUCCGUUGUUUAUGAACUUUUAAUAAUCUUUUCCAAACUCCAAGGCUAGAGCAUUAUAGUAAAACAGUAGGUAAGGUAUUCUCUGGUGGGAGCAAGAACUGUUUUGGUGGUCUGUGUUGAGGUUCCAAGAACAGCUGUGUUGUUGGUCUACCACAAAGCCGGAUGGCGUCUUUGUAAUCCUGGCUUAAAUCCUGAUCUAAACAUUUACAACUUUGUCUUUUUUUUUUUUUUUUUUUUUGCCGAUUUCUCCUCUACAGUCUAUUUGAUUCAAACAAGAGCUCAGCAUAUGAAACCAUUGUUUCGGGGCUCCUGGUUUGCAGCUAUAGAUAAGCUUCUUUUAUAUGGCAAACUUGUAAGAAUGACGCAACAUUUGUCAAAAUAAAAGUUGUUGAUGAGAGUUGAAGAGCAUGCAAUAGUUGGAUAUGAAGAGC
Molecule: messenger RNA, 2453 nt
Organism: Arabidopsis thaliana (thale cress)
Lineage: Eukaryota; Viridiplantae; Streptophyta; Magnoliopsida; Brassicales; Brassicaceae
Product: LUC7 N terminus domain-containing protein
Exons: 7
Coding region: 332-1336 (334 amino acids)
Biological process (GO): mRNA splice site recognition
Cellular component (GO): U1 snRNP
Molecular function (GO): mRNA binding
Source: RefSeq, marked reviewed